Molecule: messenger RNA, 1278 nt
Organism: Guillardia theta CCMP2712
Lineage: Eukaryota; Cryptophyceae; Pyrenomonadales; Geminigeraceae
Exons: 3
Coding region: 1-1278 (425 amino acids)
Source: RefSeq, a predicted model, not a curated record
AUGUGCCAGAUCACCAUCAUUGUCUUGAUCCCAAUGUGUGCCGUUAUCGUAUUCCUCGGUCUCGGCCUCUUCAUCUCGGGGAUUGUCGCGGCUGUUAUCAAACCCCCUGGUGACUGUAAGAAAGCUUCAUCGACCUACAACUCCGGGUAUACGGUUGGAUACAACUCAGGAUACAAGAAUGGAUAUAGCCAUGAGUUCAACUCUGGAUUCAACUCUGGAUUCAACUCUGGAUACAACUCAGGAUACAACUCAGGAUACAACGCAGGGUUCUCGAGCACGGGAUACAACGUUGGAUAUUACAUGGGACAAUAUCAACCAGGAUAUCAACAAGGUUACUCCAAUCAAGUCCAACUUGGAUAUUCCACCGGAUGUUCGGGAUACCUAGCCUAUGAAUAUAACUUAGGAUAUCAGGGUGGCUACCCGUCAGGAUACAAUGCUGGAUACAGCUCGGGCUCUUCAGGUUUCAAUAUGGGAUACAACAUUGGAUACAACAAUGGAUACAACUCAGGCUAUCAGACAGGACAGACUGCUGUGCAACAAAACAUUGGAUACAACUCUGGUUACUAUUCAGGGGCAUUCAAUAGCUUACAAACUCUCUCAGAGAAUAGCCAAGCGUACCAAAAGCAAUACAUUGUUGACUACAAUGCAGGAUACAACUCGGGAUAUCCCAGUGGAACCGUUAACCAAGCAGGGAGAUAUUUUAACCCGUAUAGUUUUUGCGUUGAGGACUCGAGUCUGGCCAUGGGCGCUAUCCAAGCUUCGGCUUUGUUGGCAUGCAUUCCUGCAUUCUUUGCUGUGCUUUCGGGAGGUUUGGGUAUCUGCGCUGGCAGGUUCAGAAACAAAGUUGUAGGAGGCUUGCAUCUUGCUUGCCUUAUUUUGGCUCUUAUCGGCUCAACGUUGGGGGCGAUAUUGCUUCCUUUCAUUGCAUUGUUCGGGGUUGCGGGAUCCUGUGGUACUUCUCUUCUGGAUAAUUCCUUCUGUAAUACCUUCAUAUCAAUUUCUAUCACGAUCAUCUCUUUCAAUGCAGUUGUUGCGCUCUACGGAUUUUCACUUUCGAUUAUCACUUGCAUUCUCUGCUGUCAACCUGAGGAGUGGAUCCAAAGCGGCACAACACUGGUGAUUCAGGGAGGUCAAUCAGGCUUGCCUAUUGCGCAGCCAGGAGCAGGCCGGUCUCAAGGAAACCGGCAAGGAGUAGACGCGGCAGCUGCUGGCGACCUAGCCUUCUCCUCUCAAGCGUGUGGAGUAUCAGGACCACAGGCACCUCGUAUUACGACUUGA